Fonsecaea erecta is the source of this 3897-nucleotide messenger RNA. RefSeq lists its product as hypothetical. The record is from RefSeq and is a predicted model, not a curated record. Lineage: Eukaryota; Fungi; Ascomycota; Eurotiomycetes; Chaetothyriales; Herpotrichiellaceae. Gene Ontology annotation, molecular function: ATP binding; ATP-dependent chromatin remodeler activity. Bases 1 to 3897 code for a protein of 1298 amino acids. The transcript is spliced from 2 exons.
AUGGCUCACCCGGCUGGCUACUCGGCCAGGGUCGUCAUUGAUCUCCUAAGCGACUCGGAUGACGACUCAGUAAUUGAGAUCCAGGCACUUCCGGUCGUCAAGGAUGAAAAAGACGAGGCACAGAUCAUGGUCAAUUCUAUCCAACAUGACAACGAGUUGAGCAAUACCAUGGCUGUGGCGGCCACUCCCAAGGCGACUAACGACGAGUUCGUUGAGUCCAAAGACUACCAUGUAGACACAAGGGUCACCGAGUCGAAUUAUGAAGCAUCGAACAUCAAGCCGCCAGAGCUCAACUUCAAAUAUGACUUGGUCAUGCCAGAUUUUUCUGGCGAUCAACAAAGUGGUAUGUCGCCUGCUCAGCCCAAGAACGGAAUGAUGGACAACAUGGCAGUUAAUGCCGAGUGGGAAGGCGAUGACGGCGCAGACGACGGAACUCCCAGAGUGCAAGGGAAUUCAGCUCACCUCAGGCUCAAGACCGAGCAGAUUGAUGUAGAUUUCUGGAAGACCCUGAAUGACAGUUCAAAUGCCCAGCCCGACAGCCAUCUCCACGCCACACCGCCAGAAUACGGCAGUCCUUUUGAUAUCGAUGAUCCUGAGGAACCGCUGGAAGGAAUAAAUUUGGAGGCGACCCUUGACUCCUAUCCCUUUUCAGACAUGAACAUGGAACUCGACGGUUUCGAUGCUAUUUUGGAGUACAAUCGGAACAAAGCUCACUUCUUCGACCGCGAUGUCGCCGCUAACGACGAGUCUGUUCGGGACUAUGCUCCACCGCCAUGUUUGGCGGGGGAACCGCAGGCCAACGAGAUGGACUGGAAUACUAUCCUCGACGAAUAUCCCUCGGCGGCGGAUGACUCUGCCGCUGCCGCUUUUGCCAUUCGCGAGAAAGAGUAUGAGAGAAAGAAAGAGGAAGGCUCAAACACUCCAGAGGACGACAUCCGAUUUGCUACGGAAAAGAUAGCUGAGCACAGGCGCCUCCGGGACAUUGCACGGAGUAAGGUGGUUGUGAAAGAGACCCGACAGCCCAAUGAUCUACCUCCUGGAUAUCAGGAGGCCGAUUCCCUCUUUUUUCCUGAAGCCGCCGAGCCGCUAGCUCCUGUUCCAAAGAAGAAUGCGGCGCCAAAACCUCGCAAUGGUCUCACAAAGAAGGAAUUGCAAGAGGCUCUCUCUGUUGGCAUCGAUGCCGGUUUCGGAGAGGCUGAGAAGCCGAAGAGAAAGACCGCAACGUUCGACGAGAAUCGGCGGUCAAAGAAGAGACGGGGAACCAACAAAGACGGUGGCACCUCGAAGUUGGCACAAAAGAGAGGCCGUAAACAGCGGCCAUGCAAUCUCAGCAAUAUUCAGAGCCUUGGACAAACCAACAUCGUGGACGCCGCCCAGGCUAAUGCUUCCAGAGAUAUGCCAACCUUCACAUCUUCGAAUAAAAACAAAGCACUUCAAGAAUUACUUGCAAGUAUUCCGUCAUCCGAGCGAGGUGCCGCCACUUCCGAUCGACAAGCUAUUUUGGCGGCGACUAUGAAAUUCAAGGGGCAUGGUUCCGUCAGAUCGGACAACCACGGAGGGUGGAAGCUUCGAGGCAUGGAGUCUUCAUUAUACAACCACCAACUUCUCGGUGCUGCCUUCAUGCGGGAUCGUGAGACCGGAGAUUCGAAACCCAAGGGUGGCAUGGUGUGUGAUGAAAUGGGCUUUGGCAAGACGAUACAGAUGAUUGCGAAUAUUCUCGACGGCAAGGCGGAGGAGGGCAGUAAUGUGAAAACCACCCUCAUCGUCGCACCGCCUACGUUGCUCACGCAAUGGAUGGACGAAAUGAACAAGCACGUGAAGGGGAGAGCCCUAGGUCGGAUUCUCCGUUUCCACUCAGGUUCUCGACUGGUCAGCAACGAUAUCCAGGCGGAUUUGAGGGCCUAUGAUGUGAUUCUGACGACCUAUAGCGAGGUCCAGAAGAGCUAUCCUUCAGCAGAACCACCCAUGGCCCUGGCGUCGGUUGAAAAAAAGAAAGAAUGGUGGCAGCAUCACUUCCUCAAAAACGUCGGUCCCCUCCAUCAAAUCAAGUAUCAUCGCAUCGUGCUGGACGAAGCCCACAAUAUCAAGAACCGUCUUUGUAAGACUUCGAUUGCCGUGCGUGGUCUCAUCGGCAACCACAGAUGGUGCAUUACGGGGACUCCGAUCCUGAACUCUAUCGAAGAGCUCUUCCCAUACUUCUCGUUUCUCAGAGUUCCGCACACCGGCGACUACGCGACCUUUUGCCACAAUUAUUGCAACAAUCGCGUCAAUAGAGACCCAGUGCCCCUGGGUCGGAUUCACAACAUCUUGCGGGCCAUCAUGCUCCGGAGGACACACGUGGACACUCUUUUCAACGCUCCCAUCAUCAAACUGCCGGGGAUCACUCACAACACGGUGAUGGUCGAGUUCAACCCAGUGGAGAGGCACAUCUACAACAUGGUCAAGUCCCGAUACAUUCAGCAAAUCAAUACGUACUCGAAAUCCGGCACACUCAACAACAACUACGGUAAUAUUUUGGGGAUGCUGAUGCGUCUCCGCAUGCUUUGUGCUCACCUCAUGCUCUGUCAAGACGUGCUGAAACGAAUGUUUGUCGCAUCGGACAUCGAGAUUUUAUGGAGAUUGACCGACAAAGAGGUGCAGGCGUCUCACGACACCGAUUCCGCGAAUAUGAUCAAAUCUCUGAGGAAGAUGCUCGCUGCCAAUGAGAACACGCUCCAGACAUGUCAGACGAAGGAGCUCCAAGAGACCUUUGACGGGACUCCCAAUAUCGAAGAUGACGGAAACAUGGACACCGGUUCCCCAUAUGGGCUUACCUUCAAGUUCAGAAAGUUCCUUCGGGCGUUGACCACCUCUAAAACCUGGGCCGAACUGCACCUUCGAUCGAUCUGCGCCAAAUGCCGCAUGCCACCUGACGAACCGGUAUGUACUUCAUGCUUUCACGUUUACUGCCAAGAAUGCAUCAAUGCCAUGCACGAAGAGAGGAAAAAAAUGGGGGACAGUGAUACGAAAUGCAUCGACUGCGGGACCGCCUUCGAGGAGACGUCUUCUUGUGCGGGCCUGAAAGAAUUGGGGUUCAACUCGCCUGAGGUGGCGGCCAAGGUUGAAAAGAAGAAACGCAAGCUGGCAAAGCUCGCGCAGAAAGCGAAGGCAGGGAUGAGAAGUGCGAGUCCCCUUGCCUCCAAUGGAAGUAAUGAGGACGAUGAGGCAGAAGGAGAAGAAAGAGAAGUGGACUGGCUGGAUGUCGGCGGCAGAUUACUGCCCUCCGCCAAACUGUCGGCCACGAAAGCCGCUAUCCUCAACUGGAAGAACCAAUACCCCGGGCAAAAGAUCAUCGUCUACACCCAAUUUCUCGGGCUCAGUGAGAUGUUGAGCAAUGUUUGCCUCGCGGAGGGAUGGGGCUAUGUGCAGUUCAACGGCAAAAUGACAAUCGAUGCGCGAGAGAAGGCGACCGAAAAGUUCCGGAGCGACCCGAAGACCUUCAUCAUGAUCUGCUCCCUCAAGGCCGGUGGGGUCGGCUUGAAUCUCAGCAUGGCCAGCAAGGUCAUCAUAUUGGACUUAUGGUUUAAUUCGUCCAUAGAGGCGCAGGCAUACUGCCGCGCCUUUCGCAUCGGCCAGGCCCAUCGCGUGGACGUCAUCCGUUUCGUGGUCAAGAACUCUAUCGACGAGGAUCUCAUUAGGAUGCAAGAUCGCAAGGAUGUCGAGGUGACGAGUGCGAUUGGGCCGGAUCAUAUGGGAAAACGCGCCACCAUCCAGCAGUUGCUCCAGUUGUUUGGCGAGGUCAAAGAGCAGGGACAGAAUGAAUUCAUUUUGGUGGAAGAAGAGAGCGAAGACGAUGCCGACAACAACGAUCCGGAACAGAUCAGAAGAGCGCUGGUUCGACGAGCGGAACGCGUGUGA